This is a messenger RNA of Eurypyga helias (sunbittern), 1119 nucleotides long. RefSeq names its product tumor necrosis factor receptor superfamily member 10B-like. Gene Ontology annotation, biological process: TRAIL-activated apoptotic signaling pathway; positive regulation of apoptotic process. NCBI's taxonomy places the organism in Eukaryota, Metazoa, Chordata, Aves, Eurypygiformes, Eurypygidae. The record is from RefSeq and is a predicted model, not a curated record. Gene Ontology annotation, molecular function: protein binding. The transcript has 9 exons. Gene Ontology annotation, cellular component: plasma membrane; cell surface. The annotation marks the transcript as partial.
GGGUUUGCAUUGGAAACUGCCACAGCAGCGCUGCAUCGGAGGGACAAGCUGGUUCCCUUGGACCCGAGCAGGGAAGGGGAUGAGUUUUACCAAGUCCCUGAUGGCAGCCGCUACUGCAGGAAGUGCCCGGCGGGAAACUACGUGUCAGAGCCCUGUACAGAGCAACACGGCCCCAGCAAGUGUUUGCCGUGUAAAGCAAACGAGUACAUCGAAUACCCCAACGACUUCCCCAAGUGCCUUGGCUGCCGGACGUGCAGGGAAGAUCAGGUGGAGCUGAGUCCCUGCCGCCGCGUCAGCAACACGCAGUGCGUCUGCAAGAACGGCACCUUCUGCUCCCCAGACCACCCCUGCGAGAUGUGCCAGAAGUGCCGGCCCCGGUGUCCCAAGGAUAAGGUGGAGAAGGCUCCCUGCACGCCACACAGUGACCGCCAGUGCGGGCCUCCCGUCAGCACCUUCUCCAGCUCCUCCGGCAGCUGGAUCGUCGUGAGCAUCGCAGUGGUGGUGGGGACUGGGGUCCUGGUUGGGCUAUCCGUGUGCUUCUGGAAGUGCUACUCCCGCCGUUCCCAAGGGGACGCGAGAGACCUGAGUGGGAAGUCCUGCAGCGUGGUGGACUACCUGGUGCGGCAGCUGACGAGGUACCAGAGGGGGGGCCUGGGGACGCAGGACAACAUCCUCAAUGAGCAGCUCUUCCGGGAUCAGCUGCUCCACCGGGCGUCGGGCUCGGUGACUCCCAGCGCUCCGGGGCUGGAGGUGUCGGGGGACUCGUGUCCCAGGGUGAUACCCAGGAGGCGGCUGGUUCCAGCGCAAGGAAGAGACCCCGCUAACUGUUUGCGACGCUCCUUUGACAUCUUUGCCCAAGAUGUGCCCUACAGCCACUGGAGGAGAUUCGGCCGAGCCCUUGACCUGUUGGAGAACGACAUUGCGCUGGCGGGGAUGACCGACAUGUAUUCGCUGGAGCCCUUCUUCCAGAUGCUCCACACGUGGCAGAACAGAGAAGGGAUGAGCGCUUCCGUCAACGUGCUGCUGGAGACCCUGCACCACAUCAACCUCGGAGGGAUCGCAGAGGACAUCGCCUCCAAGCUGGUUCAGCACGGAUCUUUCCAAUACGAAGCGAGCUGA